AUGAAAACUGUAAUUGAAGAAAAAUCCGCUAUUAUUAACAACUUAAAAAAAGAAAAUACUCAACUUCAAGCAUCAGUCAAGAACCUUAAAACCCGGUUAAACAUCGUAGAAUCACAUAUGAGAGAAUGCAACAUCGAAUUAAAUGGUAUUCCCGAACAUAAAGCGGAAAAUUUGGCAAACACUAUCGUGCAGUUAGGACAAGCUGUUAAAAAUUCGCUGUCAGUUGAUGACAUCCAAUAUGUUACUCGAGUAGCUAAGCUGAAUAAAAAUACCAACAAGCCACGUUCUGUCAUUGUUAAGCUUCGUACCAUGAAACACAGAGAUGCUCUCCUAGCGGCUGUUGCUUUAUUUAACAAGAAAAAUCCUGAUGAUAAACUAAACUCUCACCAUCUAGGAAUUGGAGGAUCUAGAGUCCCAAUAUAUGUUUCAGAACAUUUAACUCCAGGAAAUAAAUCCCUUCAUGCCGCUGCGCGCAUAAAAUCCAAAGAAAUGAAAUAUCGCUUCAUAUGGAUUAGGAAUGGAAAAAUUUACGUACGGAAAGAUGAAUUUAGUCAAGCAAUAAUAAUAAAAAAUGAAGAUAGUCUUAAGCUCAUAAUUUAA
Molecule: messenger RNA, 600 nt
Organism: Parnassius apollo (apollo)
Lineage: Eukaryota; Metazoa; Arthropoda; Insecta; Lepidoptera; Papilionidae
Source: the annotation of a GenBank genome assembly